Messenger RNA from Marchantia polymorpha subsp. ruderalis, 1647 nucleotides. The record is from the annotation of a GenBank genome assembly. Lineage: Eukaryota; Viridiplantae; Streptophyta; Marchantiopsida; Marchantiales; Marchantiaceae.
UCGGAUUCGGCAGUUUUGUGCAAAGCUGUGCGGCGCCAUCUCUCCACCUCGUGCUGAUUCUCCCGACGACGACAGAGAAGCAAUCGUAGUCAGCAUCUGCCAGGAUCCACCUGCUGCUGUCCAAGAUCAGCACGCUGGUGACAGCCAAAUGGCGACUCUUGUGAAUAAGGCGAGAACGAAAGCUGUGCAGAUCCACCACAAGGGAGCUAAAGAAGGUGUGAAGGUAAAACUUGAAGGAGUGGGUACAGCUUUGAAGGAUGUACCGACCCAGGGCAUCAAACAAAAUGGUUACAUCAUCACACCUUCGGGUGCCAAUGUCGGUGAAAACAUAUCCAUCAACGGUGGCGGCCUUGUCAUCAGAGCCCGAAAUGACAAGACUCAAACAAUCACAGCCACAUCAACUCCCGACAACCAAUUGCAGGUUCAAGUCGGGCAGGGUAAAUCAGCUGUGCAGCUGUCCAUUCAAGUAACUCCACAAGGAUCACGGGGAGAGGUUGAAUUGCAGUGUGUUCGGAAUUCACAAGAUAAAGGGGCAACCACUGGGUAUACUGUCAGUGUCAGCAGGCCAGAAGAAGAAUCUCGUUCACUCAAGCAGAAUCGAGGAACAAGAUCGCCGAGAAGUCAAAGUCCACCAGACAGACGCGCAGUGUCGCCAGAUAGAGGCAGGACUACUCCCGAGAGACGAUAUUGCUCUCCAGCUCGCAGCAGAAAAUCGCCAGACACCAGUAGAUUCAACUCUGCUGCUUAUCAGUCGCACAGUCCUUAUGCAUGUGAAGAUGAAGCAUGCGCUUUAAAGGAUGAGACUCCUGAGACGAUCCCACAUGAAAGACCACGAUCUAGUCAUGCUCAAACACGCCGACGUGAACAAGCACCAGCUCAAAAACCAGCUCCAAAACCUCCCUCGGUGAAAGCUCCGAAUCAAUCGAGAGGAUCCGAGAUGGCAAAUGUCGAGGAUAAUGAUGAUUAUUUGCUUUAUAAAAGGAAGCUCGACACUCACCAUCACAAACCUACAAUAUCGUACCUCAUCGCUAGGAGGAUGACCGAGUUGUUCAAGGAAAUGAGGAAGACUGCUGAGAUGCAUCCGCCUCCUCCUUUCGUGAAGUUUUGACCUUGCUUUCAAGUUGAUUCAACGUUAGGUGUUUACCAGUGUGAUCUGGAGGUGUGAAGCUCCGUUCGUUUACGGAGGGUCAGGUUUAACGCAAAGCAGAGUGUAACUGUUUUGUUUUGAUUUGUGAUGAGGCAAUUGCGAGCUUAUGUGCUCGCAUACAGCCUUAAGUACUUUUACAGAAGUAAGAACGAGAAAUGUCUGCCGGAACCCAGACAGACUAUCUUCCUCUGUCCAAAACCUACAGGCAAAAGAGAGCGGUCAACCCGCAGCAGGAUAAACGAGGAUAUUCGAAACACAACGAAUGGGUUUCCUCCAUCAAUGACUCUGAGAAGAUUGUACUACGAAUUGUGCUAAGGUUGGAUUUGCCCAACACUAGAGGCAACUGUUGCGGUAGGUAAACCUGAUAUUUGAUGUGAUUGUCAAGUGCAAGGCAUUCAUAAACUGUUAAAACAACGUGGUUAUGUUAGACAGACGAACUACGCUUCACAGAAUCUCGUUUGCAAUAUCAAUAAAUUGAGCAGGAAUAUAAAUUUCUUUCC